CGAUGGUGGGCUUGGUGGAGGUUUGGCUGGGCUCAGCCAUUGCUGUGUCCUCAUGAAGCUCUUGGUUCAGCUGUCAGGCCACACUUCGGGGAGGGUGUUGAUAAACUAGAGACAGUUCAAAGAAGGGUUUUCAAUCAGAAAUGUUGCCCUGCAGCAUGGGGUGGAUUCUGCGUUGCCGAAAAUUCAUGCAUCCAGCCGGAAUGCCUUCCUAAAAACCUGCUGUGUUUCAAGUCCAGCCUUUGAACGCGAGGGAGGAUUUUGAAAGGAAACAUCCUAAAGAUCAUUUACACAGGAACUCGGAGUGGUUAAUAACAAUGACUUUUGUUUUGCAUUUACACCUGGUGAAGAGCUGACCUCCAGAUGUUUUUCCUACCAUGUCCUUGAGACCGGCUGUAGGACAACUGAAGAGCAGCAGAGCUUCGUUUAUCUACUGCUGUUAAUGAAACAGCGGGAGAUGCUGAUGUGUCGGUCGGCGAUGCCUGCUGGCUCGGCUUGGCCCCGGCCUUUCUGUGCGACAUGUUGUCCCGAUGGGAACGACGGCCAAGGAGGAGAUGGCCCGCUUCUGGGAGAAGAACACCAAGUCCAAUCGUCCCUUGUCCCCUCAUAUCACCAUUUACAAGUGGUCCCUGCCCAUGGCGAUGUCCAUCACGCACCGGGGCACCGGCGUUGCGCUGAGCUUAGGAGUCUCCCUCUUCAGUCUGGCUGCCCUGCUGCUCCCAGAACAGUUUCCCCACUACCUGGCCAUGGUGAAGUCGCUCAGCCUGGGGCCCGCUCUCAUCUACACGGCUAAGUUCGCUCUGGCUUUCCCCCUCUCCUACCACACCUGGAACGGAGUCCGACACCUUGCAUGGGACAUGGGGAAGGGGUUCAAGAUCCCCCAGGUCAACCAGUCUGGGGUGCUGGUCCUGAUCUUGACCCUGCUCUCCUCCGCGGGCCUCGCGGCGAUGUGAAGGUACCUCCCGGUUGACGGCCUCCCUUUUUUUGGAAGAUUUGCUCCGUCCUGGCCCACCUCAAGACGUGCAUGGAGAGGGAGGCGGGAGGACAGGCUCCCGAGUAACUAAAAAUCUUUGGGGAAGGUGGCGCUCCCCCUCCUCACGAAUCUCGUGGAUGAUCAGAGUUGCUUUUCAUUAGCCUGGGGGAUGUGCUGACCCCCUCUCAGUGGUGGAGGAGCAGGCCGGGCUGUCUCCUGCCGUGCCGCACGCCCAAGCAGCCACGGAAAGCCAGGCACAAAUUAACAGCCGAUCCUGGCACGUUCAGUCGCUCGCAGAGAGCUGCCUAGCUUCUUCCAGGCAAACUCCAGCGCGUUUCUUUUCUCUGGUCUGUCCCCAAGCUUGAGACAAUGCUGAAUUUGUGUCCCCGCGAGUCCGAGUGGGCUCGGGGACGGCUGGUUGUGUGUGUGUAGGCCCGGCGCAGGACAAGCAUCUCCAUUGAGGCAGCCUGCGCCAGGGCAGGGAGAGCAGGCGGAGCUGCCAACGCUGGCACCCGCGAUGGGAAUCGGCGAUCGGUGCCGUCCCGGUGCCGCACCGGCCGCGGGACCCUGUGCUUUCCGAGCCCAGCAGCGUGAGCCGGCUGGGCUGGGGUGCUCAGACCUGCAGAGGUUCAAUCCCCUCUCCUUGUCCUUGAAAACAUCACGAUUCAGCCAGCUUUGGGGCCCUGGAGCCCCUGCCAGUGAAAAACGGCCCAUUUUCCCCUGUUAGGAAGUUACUCUGGCACAAUGGGAGGGACAUGACUUUCCGGUCGCGUGUUGCCAGCAACUCUCGUUUCAGCACUUGUCGCUCCUCCACCUUUGCAAUAAAGCAGCCUUGAUCCUUCACACUGA
Messenger RNA from Gymnogyps californianus (California condor), 1819 nucleotides. It is a transcript of the gene SDHC, whose product is annotated as succinate dehydrogenase complex subunit C. Gene Ontology annotation, biological process: mitochondrial electron transport, succinate to ubiquinone; tricarboxylic acid cycle. Gene Ontology annotation, molecular function: electron transfer activity; succinate dehydrogenase activity. The record is from RefSeq and is a predicted model, not a curated record. The coding region runs from base 528 to 950 and encodes 140 amino acids. Gene Ontology annotation, cellular component: membrane. The transcript is spliced from 6 exons. NCBI's taxonomy places the organism in Eukaryota, Metazoa, Chordata, Aves, Accipitriformes, Cathartidae.